AUGUGGAGAGGAACGUUGCUGCUCCAGCUAUGGAUCCGAUCCGCCGGUCGGUCUCUCCUCCUAAGGCGCAUUGGGACAGCUCGUGAGCUCAGGGCCUCCUCGAACGAGGUCGAGAUUCUAGAGGGUCUUGAGCUGAUCCGCGACCUAUUGGUCCUGAUCGUUGCGCUCCAGCCUCUACAGCAAAUCAACCCGGCGCGUGGCGUCGCGGAAGACGGUCGUAGCCGCGGGGGGGGCCGCGAGGCCUACAGUCAGAUCCUCGUCCUAGUUGGACUAGCCGCGGACGGAAUCGUCGUAGGCUUUACGCGCCGCUAA
Molecule: messenger RNA, 312 nt
Organism: Chaetomium strumarium
Lineage: Eukaryota; Fungi; Ascomycota; Sordariomycetes; Sordariales; Chaetomiaceae
Exons: 3
Coding region: 1-312 (103 amino acids)
Source: RefSeq, a predicted model, not a curated record